Messenger RNA from Diospyros lotus (date-plum), 2127 nucleotides. RefSeq lists its product as uncharacterized. Gene Ontology annotation, molecular function: nucleic acid binding; RNA-DNA hybrid ribonuclease activity. Bases 1 to 2127 code for a protein of 708 amino acids. The transcript has a single exon. NCBI's taxonomy places the organism in Eukaryota, Viridiplantae, Streptophyta, Magnoliopsida, Ericales, Ebenaceae. The record is from RefSeq and is a predicted model, not a curated record. Gene Ontology annotation, biological process: DNA integration.
AUGUUAUAUUUGUACCUGGGUGUAAGUGACAAAGCGGUGAGUGCAGUGUUGAUUAAGAAGGAAGGACCGGUGGACCGGCCGAUGUACUAUGUCAGUAAGGUUCUACAAGGCCCAGAAACACGUUAUCCCUUCACUGAAAAGGUGGCGCUGGCCUUGCUAAAUGCCUCCAGAAAAUUGAGGCCGUACUUCCAAGCCCAUUCCAUCAACGUACUGACGAACCAACCACUGCGGAGCAUCUUACAAAAACCUGAAUGUUCUGGUCGUCUCACCAAAUGGUCCAUUGAGUUGAGCGAGUAUGACAUACACUUCCAGCCUAGACAAGCCAUAAAAGGGCAAGCGUUGGCAGAUUUUAUUGUUGAAUGUACUCCCUCUAAAGAACCCAAAGAAGAGAACAGAAUAGAAUGGCUAUUGUUCGUAGAUGGGGCCGCCAGUUCACAAGGGAGUAGAGCUGGAGUAGUGCUUAUCCCACCAGAAGGAGAAUCCCUUGAAUACUCUUUGAGAUUUGCUUUUCCAAGCUCGAACAAUGUGGCCGAGUAUGAGGCACUAAUUACCGGUCUAAAGUUAGCCCGAAAGCUUGAAGUAGCGCAAUUGGUAGCGCAUAGUGAUUCUCAGUUGAUUGUUCAACAAUACUACGGGGAGUACGAGACUAGAGAGCCGGUCAUGGGACAAUACCUGCAAAAAGUUAGGACACUUGUGCAAUUGUUCGAAAGUUUCCAGUUAAUGCAGAUCAACAGAUCCCUCAAUGGUCAUGCGGAUGCCUUAUCCAAAUUGGCAUCCACCAAAGAAACCACUGGGAGAACAGUAUAUGUAGAAGUCCUUCAGCGACCUAGUAUAGACGAGCCUGAGGUAGCAUGCAUUGAGAAUGAUAACGACUGGAGAACCCCUUUUUACAAAUAUUUAACCAUGGGAGAAUUGCCAGCAGACCCGAAGGAGGCCCGAAAAGUUAAAAUUAGAGGGGCUCAUUUCACAGUGAUUGAUGGAACUCUUUACAAACGAGCUUACACUAUGCCGCUCCUCAAAUGCUUAGGUCCCCAGGAAACUGAUUACACCUUGGCUGAAGUUCAUAGCGGAGUAUGCGGUGAGCAUCUCGAAGGAAGGGCCCUAGCAGCCAAAAUCCUAAGGGCAGAUUUCUUUUGGCCCACGUUACAACAGGAUGCCCAAACGAAGGUCAGGGAGUGUGAUAAAUGUCAAAGGCACGCUCCGAUUCAUUCCGCUCCAAUAUCGCAAUUACAGCCCACAUUACAGCCUAUCCCCUUCGCUCAAUGGGGCCUGGAUAUUCUCGGCCCAUUCCCACGAGCUACGGGGCAAAGGAAAUUUCUUCUGGUAGCAACAGAUUAUUUCACCAAGUGGAUUGAAGCAGAAGCCCUAGCCACUAUCAGCGCUAGGAAAGUAGAAGCUAUGGUGUGGAAAGACAUUAUAUGCCGGUUUGGUGUCCCACGAAUCAUCAACACUGAUCAUGGAAAGCAAUUUGACUGUGAUUCUUUUCGAAUUUUCUGCAAAGGCCUAGAUAUUCAGCUAAGGAUUUCUUCAGUGGCAUAUCCCCAGGCAAAUAGACAAGCCGAAAUUAGCAACAGAACAAUUUUACAUGGUUUGAAAACUCGGCUGGAAGGCUCAAAGGGAGCAUGGGUUAAUGAAUUGCCUACCGUCCUAUGGGCCUACCGAACAACCAGCCGAGUCUCAACGGGCGAAACGCCCUUUAACUUGGUGUAUGGGACAGAAGCUUUGAUUCCAGUAGAAAUCUCGUGCAAGUCACCCCGAUUGGACGCUUAUGAUAAAAGUGGCAACUCAAAUAACUCUGAUGCACUGAAAGAAAAUCUUGAUCUCAUCGAGGAACAGAGAGACAGGGCAGCUGUACGAAUUGCUGUUUAUCAUAAAAGGGUGGCCCAUUAUUACAACUCUCGAGUAAAGAGCCGGCCUCUCAAGGAAGGAGAUUUGAUCCUCAGAAAGUCGAUCAUCACCAAUGCACUAAGAGAGGAUGGAAAAUUUCGGGCAAACUGGGAAAGGCCGUAUCGCAUUCAAGAAAUGAUAGGCCCUAGUACAUGUAUUCUCCAAACACUCCAAGGUGAAACCAUGAGCAAAACAUGGAGUACAAAUCACCUGAAAUUGUACUCUCCUCCUGACAUGUAA